Messenger RNA from Dioszegia hungarica, 810 nucleotides. RefSeq lists its product as uncharacterized. The record is from RefSeq and is a predicted model, not a curated record. The transcript is spliced from 4 exons. Bases 1 to 810 code for a protein of 269 amino acids. NCBI's taxonomy places the organism in Eukaryota, Fungi, Basidiomycota, Tremellomycetes, Tremellales, Bulleribasidiaceae. Gene Ontology annotation, molecular function: RNA binding.
AUGGCUUACCAAUACUCCAACCCCUACAUCCCUCUCGCGCCUCCCGCCCCCCGGUCCACCUUCAAUGCGAUAAGCACUAGCUCGCAUGGGAGCCAAAUCCUAUUCGGCGGUCUACCCCUCGACGUGACAGAGAAGGAUAUACGAGACCUCCUCAUCAACGACCCUCUCGCCCUUCCUGCCUCCACCACCUCCGCACGCUCCAUCUACACCCAAGAAAGCAAGUUUACUGGAUUCGCAAUAGUCACGGUCGGGAACGACGUGGAUGCCGAGCGGAUCCGACGUGAAUACUCUGGCGAGACUAUCGACGGGACUUUCCGUUUGACGGUUCAGCAUAUCCUCUCCCCGACUCAGCCGUUCCCUUCCGCUUCCAACGCUCCCCAACCUUUCGCCCCUCCUCCGCAAGCGGUACCGCGCCCACCCCCAGCUGCGCCAGUAUGGGCGCCUCAGGCCCUUCCUCCUCGCGCCUCUGUACAACAGCAAGCACCGCGUAAUGCUCAGAACGAGAAGGCGCCGGGUCUAAAGCUGCUCGCUCGCCUAAGCGGACCAGGAGGAUCAAGUGCCAACAGCCGACAGGGAGCUCUUCUCGCUCAGCAGAAGGCCAACCUGAAUGGCGGCGGACGACCCGGUGCCGCUCUCCUUUCCCGUAUCGCCAAACCCAACGCAAAACCCUCCCCCGCCGCCAAAGUCAACCGAGCCAAGCAAGCCAUUGCAGUCGAGCGCGCACCCGCAGCCAGCAAGCCGAAAGCCAAGACCCAAGCGGAGCUCGACGAGGAGAUGAGGCUGUACACGCGUCAAUCUAGAUUCACAUAG